CGCGUAAGAACAGACAGUCGUUGUUUGUUUAUAGAAAAGAGAAAGAGGUUAAGGAUGUCGUUGUUUGGCGUCGAUAUUGCAAAGGUGGAUCAGGCUGUUGCGUCGCUGUUUGCUACUCCGGCCCCGGUUGCUAAACCCUCUCGAUCCAAGAGACAAAGACUUGAAGCCGAGUCGCUAGCCGCCGCUGCUGAGGAUGAAGAUGAUCUGGAGCUUUCUGAGGAGGUAGAGGAGCAGGAGGAGGAGACGAAUCAGGUGUCGAAGGAUAGCAAGAAGCGCAAGAAACGGGCUGCGCAGCUGGACGAGGAUGAUGACGAAGAGGACGCUGCUGCUGAAGAUCGGUAUUUGCAAAAACUGUUAGACGAAGAGUCAAAGUCGAAAAAGAAGAAAUCCAAGAAAGAGAAGAAGAGUGCGAAGCAGGAGGAGGUUGCUGCUGAGGUUGAAGAAGCUGUGGAAGACAAGAGCGACGGUUCAGACAGCGACGACAGCGAAGACGAACAAGACAGCGACAGCAAAGACGUCAAGCUCUUCGACGCAACCGGCGCUGCUAUGGUCCACGAGAGUCUGCUCGACGACAAAGACCAGCUCGACAAAGCCAAACGCACGAUCUUCAUCGGCAACCUCGCCAACAACGUCAUCUCGAGCAAGACCGAGUACGGCAAGCUCAAGAAGCAUUUCGCGCAGUACGGCAAGAUCGAGUCGAUCCGCUUCCGGUCCGUCGCGUUCUCGGAGAUGUUGCCGCGCAAGGUCGCGUUCAUCAAACACAAGCUGCACGAGAAACGCCACGCCGUCAACGCCUACAUCGUCUUCGAGACCGAGGACGCCGCGCGCAAGUCUCUGGCCGCGAACUCUACCGUCCUGCUCGAUCGCCACAUCAGAGUCGACAGCGUCGCCCACCCGGCCAAGCAGGACGCCAAGCGAAGCGUGUUCAUCGGCAACCUAGACUUUGAAGCCGAGGAAGAGCAGCUCUGGGAGCAUUUUAGCAAAGUGGGCGACGUCGAGUACGUGCGCAUCGUGCGGGACUCAAAGACAAACGUGGGUAAAGGCUUUGCGUACGUGCAGUUCAAGGACUCAAUGUACGUCGCCAAAGCGCUGCUGCUGAACGACACAAAGAUGGGCACGCGGAAACUGCGCGUCACCCGCGCGCGCAACAUCCCCGCAAAGACAACCGCGCGCCCGCUCGCGAAACCGACCGCCCGCGUGCUCGACCCGGACACAAAGGCCUCGCUCAACCGGACAAAGAAAGUCGUCGGCAAGGCUGAGCGGGCAAAGAUUUCCUCGUACCUCGAGGGCGAGCGGUCCUCGGUCGGCGGACCUGUCUCGCUGAAAUCGGGCGUGCGCAAGAAAUCUGAAAAGAAGCCACGGAUCAGGGCGCGCAGUACUGCGUUCAAGAAGAACUUGAAGGAGGGCAAGCCGACGCCUGGGAAGGCGGCUGAGGGGCAGAAGAAGAAAACCGGUGCUGAGAAGAAAUAGUUUACGCAUUAAUAGAUAUCACGUUCAAUAA
Messenger RNA from Myxozyma melibiosi, 1501 nucleotides. RefSeq lists its product as uncharacterized. Gene Ontology annotation, cellular component: nucleolus. Bases 55 to 1470 code for a protein of 471 amino acids. Gene Ontology annotation, biological process: maturation of LSU-rRNA from tricistronic rRNA transcript (SSU-rRNA, 5.8S rRNA, LSU-rRNA). The transcript is spliced from 2 exons. Lineage: Eukaryota; Fungi; Ascomycota; Lipomycetes; Lipomycetales; Lipomycetaceae. Gene Ontology annotation, molecular function: rRNA binding. The record is from RefSeq and is a predicted model, not a curated record.